Messenger RNA from Mugil cephalus (flathead mullet), 2658 nucleotides. Its product is annotated as sodium-dependent neutral amino acid transporter B(0)AT1-like. The transcript has 12 exons. Gene Ontology annotation, cellular component: plasma membrane. The record is from RefSeq and is a predicted model, not a curated record. Gene Ontology annotation, biological process: sodium ion transmembrane transport. NCBI's taxonomy places the organism in Eukaryota, Metazoa, Chordata, Actinopteri, Mugiliformes, Mugilidae. Bases 85 to 1974 code for a protein of 629 amino acids.
UCAGCACUUGUGCUCUCUGGCAGCAAGCAGCACAGAGACUCUCCCAGUCCUUAAUGAGGAAGCCUGUUUAAUUAAACAGAGGCCAUGAGACUGAAUUUUCGCAACCCUGGGCUUAAAGAGCGGAUCCCCUCCCAUGGGGACCUGGAGAAAAUGGAGAAAGAGGAAGCAGGAGACAGACCCAAGUGGGACAACAAAGCCCAGUACCUGCUCACCUGUGUGGGCUUCUGUGUGGGGCUUGGUAACGUCUGGAGGUUCCCAUACCUGUGUCAAAGCCAUGGAGGAGGAGCUUUUAUGAUCCCCUUUCUUAUCCUGCUCGUUUUGGAGGGUAUACCUUUGCUGUACUUGGAGUUUGCUAUCGGUCAGCGCCUUAGAAAGGCCAGUGUAGGUGUUUGGGCUGCGAUUAACCCCUACCUGACUGGUGUUGGUAUUGCCUCCAUGACCGUCUCAUUCUUGGUAGGCUUGUACUACAACACCAUUAUUGCCUGGGUGAUGUGGUACUUCUUCAACUCGUUUCAGACCAACCUGCCAUGGAGCCAGUGUCCUCUCACUGAUAAUCUCACAGGUCUAGUGUCAGAAUGUGAACGCAGCUCUCCAGUGGACUACUUCUGGUACAGGACAACAUUGAAUAUUUCAGAGACUAUCGAGGAGGCUGGAGACCUCCAGUGGUGGAUAGUAUUAUGCUUGGUUGCUGCUUGGAGUGUGCUCUAUAUUUGCUGCAUUAGAGGGAUUGAGACCACAGGAAAGGCUGUGUACAUCACCUCCACUUUGCCAUAUGCAGUCCUCACCAUUUUUCUCAUCAGAGGCCUGACUCUGAAAGGCUCUGUAGAGGGAAUCAAGUUCCUCUUCACACCAGAUCUGGAUGAGCUGUGGAACCCGUCCACAUGGCUGGAUGCAGGAGCACAAGUUUUCUACUCCUUCUCGCUGGCCUCUGGAGGUCUUAUCUCGUUCUCCAGCUAUAACCCUGUUCACAAUAAUUGUGAGCAAGAUGCUGUUAUUAUCUCCAUUAUUAACGGCUGCACGUCUGUCUAUGCUGCCACCGUUAUCUACUCUAUCAUUGGCUUUCGAGCGACAGAGCAGUUUGAUACUUGCCUUAAUGAAAACAUUGUGAUGCUGCUGAAUGCAUUUGACCUAGCUGAAGGGAGCAUCACAGAGAGCAACUAUGAUGAAAUGCUGCAAAGGUUCAACGGUACAGCCUCAGGGUCAGAGGUCAUUCGAGAGCUGGAUCUCAGCACCUGCAACCUGAAGACUUUUCUUAGUAAUGGUGUGGAGGGUACAGGUCUUGCUUUUAUUGUGUUCACGGAGGCCAUCACAAAGAUGCCUGUCUCUCCUCUCUGGUCUUUGCUGUUUUUCAUCAUGCUCUUCUGCCUUGGCCUCUCCACCAUGUUUGGAAGUAUUGAGGGAGUGGUUGUUCCUUUACAGGAUCUGGAAAUCUUUCCUAAAAAGUGGCCCAAAGAAGUGCUCACAGGAAUUGUGUGCCUCUCGUGCUUCUUGAUGGCCCUGAUUUUUGCCCAGCAGUCGGGUAAUUACUGGUUAGCUCUGUUUGACAGCUAUGCAGGCUCCAUCCCUCUGCUCAUUAUUGCCUUUUGUGAGAUGAUGGCUGUUGUCUACCUGUAUGGAAUAGAUAGGUUUAACAAAGACAUUGAGUUCAUGAUAGGACACAGACCCAACAUCUUCUGGCAGGCCACAUGGAGAGUGGUCAGCCCUUUGAUCAUCUUGGUCAUCUUUGUGUUUUACUUUGUCAACAAAAUCAGAGACAAACUGACAUACAUCACCUGGAAUCCAAGUUCGGAAAACUUCCCAGUUUUGGAGACAUUACCCUAUCCUGCUUGGGUUUCCACUUUUAUCAUCCUUCUGGCCGGAGUCCCCAGUCUUAUGAUUCCCGGAUAUGCAUUGUACAAGUUAAUCCUAAAAUGUUGCAGCAAGAAAACUAAUGCACAUGGUACCAGUACCAUCUCUGCCAAGAUUAACACUUGAAAAAGCAUUUUGUUAGACCCUCCUGCUUGAUAAGUGUGAGCUCACAUGCUAAAUUGAUUUGAGACAUUUUUGCUCAUUUGGUAUUAUUAAGCAUGUAAAUUGAGAAGAAGAAGAAGAAGAAGAAAAAGAAGAAGAAGAAGAAAAUAUAUGUAUUAAUGCGUUAGAAUGUUUAAUGUCUUUACCUUGCAAUAUGGCUACACUGAAAUCCAUUAAAAUAUGUUUUGUUGAACUCCUUUUAGCUUUAAUUACAGUACACAUUCUCUGUGGCACUGUUUCAGUAAGCUUCUGCAAUGUCACAAGAUUUAUUCCGAUCCAGUGUUACAUUCAUUUUUCACCAAUAUCUUGUAAUGAUGAUGGGAGUCUGACCACUGUUCAAAGCCUUCUUCAGCACAUCCCAAAGAUGCUCAACAUUUUGUGGUCUAUCUAUGUAUGUUCCAGUAGAACAAGUAAAAAUGGUGUAAUGCACAGAUUUAGCAAAAGGUAAUUUUCACUUAUUUUUUACACUAUUUUGAUGUGCGUGUCCAAUUAGUCAUCUAAAAUCAAAAACCUUUCUUUUGCAUGCAUUGUACUCAUACAUUUAGACUGUAAAAGAUAUUAUAUCCCAGAAGAAUAUGUAAUGAUCUCUGUGUAUUUUAGUGUAUUGCAUCUUCUGUUCAAAUAAUUAAAGAUUUGUAAAAUUUCAAA